CUGCCAAGGAAAGAUUGUCACAUUUGCUGAAUUGUUAAUGAUUAUUUUCAGCUAUCUGGCCCUCUCACUGUUGCAGAAUAUAUGCAGGAAGUUUUGUCCAAUCCUUUGGUGGUAAUAAUCAAUGAUUAAAUAAAACAUUAUUGAGUCAUAGUAGUAGAAUAAAAAUUAAAUGUUGCAGCAAUAAAAAAACUUUUGUAUUUUGUCAGGGCUAUUACAUGAACAAAGACGUGUUUGGUCUACAAGGGGAUUUUAUAACAUCCCCAGAAAUUAGUCAAAUAUUUGGGGAGGUAGAGAGUUUUGAUUGUAUAUACUAACUAUUUAGUUUCAUCCAAGACUAGAGUGUACUUACUAGUGAAAAGCACCCAUAAUUUAGUUGAUAGGAAUCUGGUUUUAUGAAAGAUGGCUUCAUUAUGGUUCCCCUCAAGAUUUCCAGUUUGUUGAGCUUGGACCAGGACGUGGGACCCUUGUUUCUGAUAUUUAUUACCUGUCUAUGUCAUCUCAGCUUUGCUUCCUUCACUUCAAUGUUCACCACCCCACAUCGUCUGAUCGUUUCCGAUUCCACAAUACCACUGACCGACUCACUUUCAUCUCUUCUUGUCGAAUCCAUACCAUGUCAUCCUGUCUUCCCUCAAUGUCUACCACUCCAAAUUCUGAUCUCUGCAUUCUUGUCCUAAAAAACUACAAUUUCCUGUGUAGGUUUUACAUUCUACUUGGCACAUGAAUUUUUCGACGCGUUACCUAUUCAUCAAUUUCAGGUUAGAGGAAAGGCAUUUUAAAUCAAAGUCCAAGAUACUUGUCCAUGCGUGAAUUUUGAUAAUAUUUAAGUAUGAUUUUUUAGAAAACUAAACAUGGAUGGCGUGAGGUGAUGGUCGAUAUCGAUGAAGAUAUCACCGGGUAUGAAAUGUGAUCAGAAGAAGCGGGAUAAAUGUGCUCUAAACUCUAUAAACUAGCUUUCUUUAGAGUGGAUAGCUCCAUCAGUUCAUCCCCUUUUAUAGCCACGACCAUUUUACCAGAGGCGAAAACAUUUUAACCCAUUUAAAAUUCUGCUAGACCACAUCACUUGAAGUUUUGUUUGGCUCCUUCAAACACACCUGCAACAGUUCUAAUACCUGAAGAUGCCGAGGGAGAUGAACUCGAGAUUCGACCUCAAGCUCAAGUGAUUGCUGAAAAUAUGGCAGAAAAUAUUGAAAAUCAUGGCGGGUGUUCUCUUAUUGUGGAUUACGGUGAUGUCAAAUGUGACAGACACACCCUAAGGGUGAGAAUGAUAAUAGCAUAUGUUUCUCAAAUUGAAACAAGCUGACUAACUUUAAAGGCUGGUCACAAUUUCUGUGAUCUAGUCACAGUAGGAAUUUUGCAUCGGUAAAUUCUAAGUUUUGAAUUAUUUAUAAACAAUGCUUGUUUCAGUUGUAAUAGGAACUUCAAUUCACAUUCAGGCUUUCAAGAAUCAUCAGCUGGCAAAUCCAUUGUCUGAGCCAGGAAAUUCUGACCUUACUUCAAAUGUUGAUUUCUCGCAUUUGGAAAAAGUGUUUACUCAGCAUAGAGGUACGUCUUAUUAAAGUCAGUUCACUCUACGGAUUCGAACAUAAAGUCAGUUCACUCUGCGGAUUCGAACAUAAAGUCAGUUCACUCUGCGGAUUCGACACUUCUGACUAAUGUGACGGAGUGAACUUGAUCAUACGAGACAUGUGAUUGGUGCAAAGUAGGGUUCGGUUGGAUAGAACGCUUUAACUACUAUUCAACCGCUGUUUUGUAGUUUAAAAGUAAAAUAAGCGAUUUUGAUUGGUUGGAGUAUUUCGUAGAUGGAAAUUUUUAUACAUUUAUUAGACCUAACGAGUGGUAAAGGUAGUAAUUAACUUUAACUACCUUUUCAUACAACCGACCCCUGGGAUAUAUUAGAGUUGUUGAUCGCACAGUUUCAGAAGAUUCGUUGGAUAAGAUAUGUUUUUAACUGGUUAUUUGUUUCCUUCCAGUUGCAACAUUUGGUCCUGUAACACAACGCCAUUUUCUGACAGCGAUGGGAAUUGAUGUUCGCAAACAGGUAAAAUAUUAGGAUUUGGGGGCAUUUAGCUCACUCGAUAGAACUAAUUGCACAAGGGUUUUUUGUAGAUGGAAAGUUUGAUUUUAAAUCUUAUACAUUUCUUAGAUGUAACAAGGAGCAGUUGCAAAAAGGCCAUUAUAGCCAGGCCCUCUGCUUCGAUUCCUCCGUAUCCGAGCGUAUAUACGGAAUCCGAGCGUAUAUACGGAACGAUGAUGUUUCAACAAAAAACAAUUAUUUAUCGCCAUGCAUGCUUGAUUACGGUUCUACAAAUGUUUGUAUUUCUAAACACGUAUUUAUAUAUUUAGGUCUUACUCAAGAAAGCAAGUGCUGAACAAGCCAAGAAUAUAGAAAGUUCUUACAGAAUGUUGACGCACAGUAGCGAAAUGGGAAAUUGUUUUAAAUUUUUCACUGCCAUACAAGGAAAUGAAAAACCUCCUGGAUUUUAAAUCUUCGGCAACAACAAAGUCGAAAAAGGAAAGAAUGCUUGGCAAAGCAAAGCAAAGCAAAGCAAAGCAAAUGCCACUAUAAGCCUGGUUUCCGCAUAUGGUCGUAAAGUAAUAGUCACCAUCUUUCUCAUCAGCCGAAAUACAACAUCUUAGAACUGAAAAUAUACGGAGUGAUUAUAACUGGAGAAUACGUAUGAUUUAUAUGUGGUUUACAGGUAUAUAAACUAUAAUAAACUGGCCGUUGAUCGUGACUCUAUUUUUACGACCAAAUCAAAUGGAAACUAGGCUUAAGCUAGGCGUACAACUCGCGUUAUAGAAAAAAGAGACUGCAUAGAUUCAGGUGUUAAUGCAUGUAUACGAUAUUUAAUUUAUUCAUCCACCGUCUAACAUUACAAGUUAGUCAAGUUCUAGAUAGUCUACUAAUAACUUCAUCUUUUGCUUUUAAUUCGAAUGGUUUCAUCAACCCAUGUCCUACAGUCUAUAGAGAAUAUAGUUCCUAGAAAAACAAUUUAAUUUAAUAAUCAUAAAUAUUGUAAAUAUAUAAGAGAAGAUAUUCAUCAAAAUUGCAGAUACAAUAAAUGAC
This is a messenger RNA of Paramuricea clavata, 3067 nucleotides long. Lineage: Eukaryota; Metazoa; Cnidaria; Anthozoa; Malacalcyonacea; Plexauridae. The record is from the annotation of a GenBank genome assembly.